AUGGCCCAAGGGCUAGAAGUGGCCCUCACAGACCUCCAGAGCUCCAGAAAUAAUGUGCGGCACCACACGGAAGAGAUCACUGUUGACCACCUCCUUGUUCGCCGGGGCCAGGCCUUCAACCUCACCCUGUACUUCAGGAACCGGGGCUUCCAGCCGGGCCUGGACAACAUCAUCUUCGUGGUUGAGACUGGACCACUGCCAGACCUGGCCUUGGGGACUCGGGCUGUGUUCAGCCUGGCACGCCAUCACAGCCCCAGUCCCUGGAUCGCCUGGCUGGAGACCAAUGGGGCCACCUCCACAGAAGUGAGCUUGUGCGCUCCUCCCACGGCGGCCGUGGGUCGGUACCUCUUGAAAAUCCACAUCGACUCCUUCCAGGGGUCUGUGACGGCCUACCAGCUUGGGGAGUUCAUCCUGCUCUUCAAUCCCUGGUGCCCGGAGGAUGCUGUCUACUUGGACAGUGAGCCCCAGAGGCAGGAGUAUGUCAUGAAUGAUUACGGCUUCAUCUACCAAGGCAGCAAGAACUGGAUCCGCCCAUGCCCCUGGAACUACGGACAGUUUGAAGAGAAAAUCAUAGACAUCUGCCUGAAGCUGCUGGACAAGAGCCUGCACUUCCAGACUGACCCAGCCACAGACUGUGCCCUGCGGGGAAGCCCCGUCUAUGUCAGCAGAGUGGUGUGUGCCAUGAUCAACAGCAAUGAUGACAAUGGGGUGCUCAAUGGAAACUGGAGUGAGAAUUACACAGAUGGCGCCAACCCUGCGGAGUGGACGGGCAGCGUGGCCAUCCUGAAGCAGUGGUAUGCCACAGGCUGCCAGCCUGUGCGCUAUGGGCAGUGCUGGGUCUUUGCUGCCGUCAUGUGCACAGUGAUGAGGUGCCUGGGGAUCCCCACCCGUGUGAUCACCAACUUCGACUCUGGCCACGACACAGAUGGAAACCUGAUCAUAGACGAGUAUUACGACAACACGGGCCGGAUUUUGGGGAAUAAGAAGAAGGAUACUAUCUGGAACUUCCAUGUCUGGAAUGAGUGCUGGAUGGCCCGGAAGGAUCUGCCCCCUGGAUAUGGAGGCUGGCAGGUGCUGGACGCCACACCUCAGGAGAUGAGCAACGGCGUCUACUGCUGCGGCCCUGCCUCUGUCAGAGCCAUCAAAGACGGAGAAGUGGACCUGAACUACGACACGCCCUUUGUGUUUUCGAUGGUGAAUGCUGACUGCAUGUCCUGGCUCGUCCAGGGAGGGAAGGAGCAGAAACUUCACCAGGACACGAGUUCUGUUGGCAAUUUUAUCAGCACAAAAAGCAUCCAGAGUGAUGAGCGGGAUGACAUCACAGAGAACUACAAGUACGAAGAAGGUUCCCUCCAGGAGAGGCAGGUGUUUCUGAAGGCUCUGCAGAAGCUGAAGGCUGGAAGGUUCCAUAGCUCCCGAAGAGGAGCAGAUUUGCAACCUUCCAGGCCCACCCCACUGAGCCAGGACAGCCCUCGGAGACUGCAUACACCUUCCCUUCGACCCAGUGAUGUGGUCCAAGUCUCCCUGAAAUUCAAGCUGCUCGACCCGCCCAACAUGGGCCAGGAUAUAUGCUUUGUCCUGCUGGCCUUCAACAUGUCCUCCCAGUUCAAGGACCUCAAAGUGAACCUGAGUGCCCAGUCUCUGCUGCACGAUGGCAGCCCCCUGUCCCCAUUCUGGCAGGACAUAGCGUUCAUCACACUCUCUCCUAAAGAAGCAAAGACCUACCCCUGCAAAAUCUCCUAUUCCCAGUACAGCCAGUACCUGUCAACAGACAAGCUGAUCCGCAUCAGUGCCUUGGGUGAAGAGAAAAGCAGUCCCGAGAAAAUCCUGGUGAACAAGAUCAUCACCUUAUCUUAUCCGAGCAUCACGAUUAAUGUUCUAGGAGCAGCCGUUGUGAACCAGCCACUCUCCAUACAGGUGAUAUUUUCAAACCCCCUCUCGGAGCAGGUUGAGGACUGUGUGCUGACCGUGGAAGGAAGUGGCCUCUUCAAGAAACAGCAGAAAGUCUUCCUUGGGGUCCUCAAACCCCAACAUCGAGGGAGCAUCAUUCUGGAGACCGUCCCCUUCAAGAGUGGCCAAAGGCAGAUCCAAGCUAAUAUGAGAAGCAACAAGUUUAAGGACAUCAAGGGUUACAGGAAUGUUUAUGUAGACUUUGCAUUAUAA
Molecule: messenger RNA, 2163 nt
Organism: Piliocolobus tephrosceles (Ugandan red Colobus)
Lineage: Eukaryota; Metazoa; Chordata; Mammalia; Primates; Cercopithecidae
Product: protein-glutamine gamma-glutamyltransferase 5
Exons: 13
Coding region: 1-2163 (720 amino acids)
Biological process (GO): peptide cross-linking
Molecular function (GO): protein-glutamine gamma-glutamyltransferase activity
Source: RefSeq, a predicted model, not a curated record